AUGCCUGCCACUCCCGCCCCGGCUGGCUACAAUGCUGCUCCACCGACGGCGUACCCUGCCACUCCAGCUCCUAUCCCGCAAGCUCUCGCAGCCAUGCCAAUCUAUGCCGCCCCAGCAGCCCCAUCCUAUCCAGUCACUAUGCCGAUUGCACCGGCUGCUAUGACAAGCUACGUUGCUCCGGCACCUCCAUCCUAUCCAGCUCCCCCAGCUGUGCCAAUGUAUGCCGCUCCAGCAUCACCGAGCUAUCCAGCCACUACCCCACGUGCUCCUUCACCCAUGCCAAGCUAUGCCGCUCCAGCAUCGUCACCCUAUCCAGUCACUACUCCGCGUGCUCCAGCAGCAAUGCCAAGUUAUGCUGCUCCAGCAGAGCCAUCUUAUCCAACCACAACCCCGCGUGCUCCGGCCCCUGUGCCAAGCUAUGCUGCUCCAGUACCUCCAUUCUAUCCAGCUACUACCCCACGUGCUCCAUCAGCAAUGCCAAGCUAUGCUGCUCCACCAUCUCCAUUCUAUUCGAUUACUACCCCGCGUGCUCCAGCUGUAAGGCCAAACUAUGGCACUCCAGCACCACCAUCGUAUCCAGCCACAACCCCACGUGUUCCGGCCCCUAUGCCAAGCUAUGCUGCUCCAGCGCCUCCAUCCUAUCCGGUAACUACUCCUCGUGCUCCCUCACCAUCUAUUUACUCGUCAGCCCCAGCUCCGAGUGCUCCUUCGCGCCCGUACCCGAUCAGAGUCACCACCACCUAUUGAUAGUAAAUGACUUCUUCUGUUUAAAUUGAUGGCAUCAAAUAAAACAUGCUAUGAAUCAAAAU
Daphnia carinata is the source of this 809-nucleotide messenger RNA. RefSeq lists its product as uncharacterized. Lineage: Eukaryota; Metazoa; Arthropoda; Branchiopoda; Diplostraca; Daphniidae. The transcript has a single exon. The record is from RefSeq and is a predicted model, not a curated record. The coding region runs from base 1 to 747 and encodes 248 amino acids.